This is a messenger RNA of Sipha flava (yellow sugarcane aphid), 1908 nucleotides long. It is a transcript of the gene Aldh7A1, whose product is annotated as putative aldehyde dehydrogenase family 7 member A1 homolog. Gene Ontology annotation, molecular function: aldehyde dehydrogenase (NAD+) activity. The record is from RefSeq and is a predicted model, not a curated record. The transcript is spliced from 7 exons. The coding region runs from base 244 to 1848 and encodes 534 amino acids. Lineage: Eukaryota; Metazoa; Arthropoda; Insecta; Hemiptera; Aphididae.
UUAUUUUAACUGUAUAAAUCUAACUAAUUAGAAUCCAAAUAAAUAGUUUACAUAUCAAAGGUUAAGCAGUUUUUAACCCUUAUUUUUAAUUAGAUAAACUUUUUCCAAUGUAACAAGUUUAGCUAAUAAGGUAUAAUUGAACAGUUGAGUUCAUCAAACAACAGUAACAUUUUAUCUGUUGAGUUUAAAUACUAUCCAAGACUAAAUAAUAUUGAUCAUAGUAUAUACUAAUAAAAGUUUGCAAUGUAUUUUUUAAAUCCCAAACCUUUUAAACAUAUUAAAUGUUUUUAUUUCAGUCUUAGAAAAAGCAGUAGUUUUUUAAUUAAUGACGAUAAAUAUUCAUUCCUCAAAGAACUUGGUUUGAAAGAAGAAAAUUCUGGUGUGUAUGAUGGAAAAUGGAAUGCAAACGGAAAUAUGACAACAUCAGUAUGUCCUGCAAAUGGUCUACCAAUAGCUUCGGUGCAAAAUGGUAAUACAGAAGAUUAUGAUAGAUGUGUAUCUAAUGCUCUUGAUGCAUGGAAGUAUUGGUCUGAUAUACCUGCGCCAAAAAGAGGAGAAAUUGUUAGACAAAUUGGUGUUGCUUUAAGACAAAAAAUAGAACCACUUGGAAAAUUGGUAUCGUUGGAAAUGGGUAAAAUUUUGGGGGAAAGUAUAGGCGAAGUACAAGAGUAUAUUGAUGUUUGUGAUUAUGCUGUUGGCAUUUCAAGAAUGUUUAAUGGUUCAAUAUUUCCUUCUGAAAGACCAAAUCAUGUUAUGCUUGAACAGUGGAAUCCCUUAGGUUUAGUAGGAAUUAUAAGUGCAUUUAAUUUUCCUGUUGCCGUUUAUGGUUGGAAUAGUGCUAUAUCUAUGGUAUGUGGAAACUCAGUGAUUUGGAAAGGAGCACCAACAACUUCUCUUACUUCAGUGGCCACUACUAAAAUUAUUACAUCAGUUUUAGAAAAGAAUAAUAUUCCUGGGGCUAUUUUAUCAUUAUGUACAGGUGAUGUUGAUAUUGGAGUGUCAAUGGUUAAUGAUAAACGAGUAAAUUUAGUUUCCUUUACUGGAAGUAGUUCAGUUGGUCAAAAAGUUGGUGUUGAAGUACAAAAGAGAUUUGGUCGUGUAUUAUUGGAAUUAGGUGGUAAUAAUGCUAUUAUUGUUACACCGAAUGCUAAUCUUGAAAUGGUAUCGCAGUCAGUGGUAUUUGCAUGCUGUGGAACAGCUGGUCAAAGAUGUACUACUACUAGAAGAUUAAUUUUACAUAAAUCAAUUUACAAUACUGUUUUAGUAAAUUUAGUCAAAGCAUAUUCUAAUGUCCUAAAAAGAUUAGGUGAUCCUCUUGAUGAAAAUACUCUUUAUGGUCCUAUGCAUUCAUUAACAGCCAUUGAUAAUUUUAAACAAACAGUAUCGGAAGCAAUUGAAGCUGGAGGACAAGUUGAAUUUGGAGGAAAAGUAAUAAAUAGAUCUGGUUAUUUUGUAGAACCUACUAUUAUAUCUGGCUUAAAGUAUGAUUCACCUGUAGUAUGUCGUGAAACAUUUGCUCCUAUUGUUUAUGUAUUGAAGUAUGAUACUUUAGAAGAGGCUAUUUCAUGGAACAAUAGUGUAGAUCAAGGAUUGGCAUCUAGUAUCUUUACCAAUGAUAUUGGAACAGUAUUUAAAUGGAUUGGUCCUAAAGGAUCAGAUUGUGGUAUUGUUAAUGUCAAUAUACCAACAAAUGGAGCUGAAAUUGGUGGUGCAUUUGGUGGUGAAAAACAUACUGGUGGAGGACGAGAAUCUGGAUCUGAUUCUUGGAAACAAUAUAUGAGAAGGUCAACUAUUACACUCAAUCAUGGAUCUGGAUUAACUUUAGCUCAAGGCAUUAAAUUUGAAUAACUAAAAAUUUUAACAUUUAUUUUUAAAAUAAAUCAAAAUCAGAUAUUAAUUAAGAAUAUA